AUGCUCACUGCCCUACCAUGGUACAAUUACAUCAGCAACUUAAAGAGGGCAAGCUUAGCGGACUAUGGGAAACAGGAUGGACUGCUCCUAUAUCGGGAAAAGCUAUGGGUUCCUGAUUAUAAUGGGUUAAGAGAAUUACUCUUACAUGAGUUUCACAAGUCAGUACGUGGGGUUAUCAAGUAUGUUCCUGCACGUCCUCGGAGACUAUUGCAACUACUCCCAGUGCCAAAACAGCCGUGGGUGGUGAUCUCUCUCAAUUUCAUUGUGCAAUUACCGAAAUCUGCUGGGUAUACUGUGAUAUUAGUGGUGGUGGACAGAUUUACUAAAGUAGGACAUUUUACUGCUCUUAAACCAGGAUUUACAGUGACAAAUGCAACCAAAGCAUUCAUCAAUUAUGUGGUCAAGUUACAUGGAAUUCUGGUUACUAUGGUUUCGGAUAGAGACUCUAUUUUCCUAAGUAAGUUUUGGAAAACUUUGUUCAAGUUUAGUGGUACCAAACUCAACUACAACACUGCCUAUCAUCCACAGAGUGAUGGUCAGACCGAGAAGCAUUUCUACGGUCCAUUCCAAGUUACUCAAAAGAUUGCAAAAGCAGCGUACCGUUUGGCCUUGCCGGCUGGCUGUGCCUUGCACCUAAUAUUCCAUGUUGCGGUGUUGAAGCAGUUCCACGAGGAGCCUCCAGUUGAGCCAGUCACGGUGAUAAAUCUUCCAUCAUCGCUGCAACCACGUAUAGUCGCCAUCCUCGAUAAUCAUUCCAUGGUUUCUGAUGAGGGUGUGCGAACUCAAGUCUUGGUGGAUUGGGAAGGGACUUACAGGGAUGAGACCAUGUAG
This is a messenger RNA of Arachis duranensis, 831 nucleotides long. RefSeq lists its product as uncharacterized. Bases 1 to 831 code for a protein of 276 amino acids. Gene Ontology annotation, biological process: DNA integration. NCBI's taxonomy places the organism in Eukaryota, Viridiplantae, Streptophyta, Magnoliopsida, Fabales, Fabaceae. The record is from RefSeq and is a predicted model, not a curated record. The transcript has 3 exons. Gene Ontology annotation, molecular function: nucleic acid binding.